GUGGCUGAGUAAUCAAUAUGGCCACUGAUAGUACUUGUAUUCAUUGCCUGCCUUGUUCUGCCUCCCUCCUGGCAGCUCAGCGACAAACAACAAAGAAGACGACAUUCACGAGUGUCUCCUUGGGGACACAAACCAUUUUUAAGACAAACAGGGGCGUAGCUCUAUCAUUUUGCCUCCUUCCCUUUGUACUGUAGCUAGUCACGGGAUUAUUGAUACAAUUUGCUGAUAUUUCGCAGUUUCUUUCUUCCUUCUAUCUCCUUCUGUCUCCUGCUCUAAUGGCGACACAGGUUGCCAGGGGUAAGCUAGUUUUUGCUGCAGCUCUGCUCUGCUUGCUGCUGCAGACCAGCCCCGCCCAUGGACAGAAUAACAAUUUACGUCCUUAUUUCAUUGAAACUGACAUAUCUUACACUGUUCUGGAAGACUUCAACACCACGUUUCCUAUUAAUUCUGAUAAUCCACUGGAAGCCAUUGACCAAGAGAAUGAUAAUAUCACGUAUUACAUACCUGAUGGCAUCAAUGGGUAUCUUGACUUUGAAAUACUCACCUCAGGCGGACUAGGAUACCUUUACUUCCAGGACUCUGUUUCUUUAGAUAGAGAAUCUCGUGCUACUUACAAUGUUCGUGUGUUUGCAAGUGAUGGUCAGUAUCAUGGGAGUGCAACUGAUCAUCAUGUGGACAUCAUUGUCAGACUGAGGGAUGUCAAUGACAAUACACCAGUAAUAACUAACCUGGAACACACCAUAGUUGUAUCAGAGGCCACUACAGCCAAUACCCCAUUGUUCACUGUUACAGCAACUGAUGCUGAUACUAUACAAAAUGCUAUUGUUGCAUUUCGAAUAUUUGCAGUGUCCCCUUCUUCAGGUAGCAACAAGUUCUCUUUGGUUUCUUCCAGUGGUGAGCUCUCUCUAGCACAAACUCUGGACUAUGAACAAGUUAAACAAUACUUGAUCACAAUUGAAGCAUACGAUCUUGGUGACCCUCCAAGGGACAGUACAAAGGUGCUGACGGUAAAUGUCACUGAUGUUAAUGAUAACCCACCAUCCUUUGGUCAAUCAACUUAUGCAGUGUCAAUAUAUGAAAAUACCACUAAGGAUACUUUUGUAUUAAGUGUUUCAGCUAUGGACAUUGACACUAUGAUUAAUGAUAAGAUUGUCUAUAGUUUUAAUCCAAGUCCUCCUUUAAUAAAUGGUGUACCAUCAUUUGUGAUUAAUGAUUCGACUGGUGAUAUAUUUGUCAAUGCUCCAUUGGACUUUGAAGGGAACUCAACAGUAUAUUCCCUCACUGUCCAGGCCAGUGAACUCAAUGAUCCUAAUAUGAAGACGACAGUUCCAGUUGUUAUUACUAUUUUAGAUAUUAAUGAUAGCCCUCCAAAGUUUCAACAACAGCAAUAUAAUAACACGAUAUCAGAACUGACAGGAAUUGGAGCCGACGUAUUGACUGUGACAGCCUCUGAUGCUGACUCCGGAGUGAAUGGACAGUUUAAUUUUGAGUUAUUCAACUUGUUAUCAACACCACUUCCAUUUAAUAUAACAUCCACUUCUGAUGGAGCUGGCACUAUUCAAGUUAACGGCUUACUUGACUAUGAAGCAUAUCAGUUCUACCGAUUUCAAGUAUUAGCUGUAGAGGUUGUCAAUACAAUGAGAAAGACAGGGACCACGACAGUCUCCAUCAGUAUCAGUAAUGCUAAUGACAAUGACCCAAUCUUCACUAAAGAGGUCUAUACUGCUAGUGUUCCUGAAAAUGCUGACGAUGAAUUCGUAACUCAGGUGAUGGCCGUUGAUAAUGAUUUGGGUAGUUUUGGUGUCGUCCAUUAUUCUUUGGUUGAUGAUUAUGAUGUGUUUGAGAUAGCAAAUGACACUGGAAGAAUAACCACAACAGAUUCCAUUGAUUAUGAAAAUGUUCAGAGCUACUCACUCACUGUAGUGGCCAAUGAUUCAGCAGCUCCUGUUUCAGCACAAAGGUCCCAGAAGGUUUCAGUGAUAGUUAGUGUGUUGGAUCAGAAUGACAAUGGUCCAGUUAUUCGUGUUAAUAACAGCGACACUGUCACUCACGUCACUGCUAAUGUAUCUGAAGGACUCCAGCCGGGCCAACUCGUGUUUGUAGUUGAUGCUACAGAUGCUGAUGCCUAUCCUCAUAAUGUCCUAAGUUAUUAUUUAUUAUUAUUAAAACCAGUUAAUGACACGACUGAACCAUUUGAAUACUCAACUAGCGCAAGUAAUCAGUUAGUGACUAAUAUUGUAUUUGACUAUGAAGAAGUCCAGCAGUACACUGUCCGUCUUUACGUCACUGAUUACGGUCACCUUCUUGUUGAUGAUGAUAAUGACACUCUUGGCUCAGGAACAUUCACUUACUCGUCCAUUACUGACAUACCCAGUGGCCACAGUGACUCCAUUGUUGUCACUGUUAAUGUUGUUGAUGUGAAUGAUGAGGAUCCUGUUUUUGAAUAUCCAGAAUAUAAUUUUAAUGUCACAGAAGAGCUACCUAAUGGAUCUUAUGUUGGAACUGUUAAGGCUAAUGACCCUGAUAGUGGACUGUUUGGUAAAGUUGGUUAUUCAUUGUCUGGCAUUGACCAUCAAAAUUUUUCUAUUAAUUCUUCUUCUGGAGUCAUCAGUACAGCUGGUCCUAUUGACCGAGAGACUAAAGACAGGUUUGACUUGAUAGUGACUGCGUACGACAAUGACCAGCUGGAUCAGCACCGAUCAACCACUGCCUCACUGACGAUACUGAUCAACGACGUUAAUGACAAUAACCCGAUAUUUGAUCAGCCGAUAUAUUAUAUCAACGACAUCUUUGAAGAUGUGACCUCAGUCAGUAUUCCAGUUAGGGCCACAGAUAGAGACACAGGCACUAAUAAAGACAUUCAUUAUGUGAUAUAUGAGGGGAAUGAAGAUGAUACUUUCACCAUUAAUUCUAAUACUGGUGUUAUUGGUUUGAAUCCUGCAAAGGAACUUGACAGAGAGAGAAUUCCUCAGUUUCAUUUGACAGUACAAGCUAUUGACGGAGCCCCGCCCCCUUACAACAGGACUGGUAAUGCCACUGUUGUCAUUGUACUUCAGGAUGUUGAUGAUAAUGAUCCUACAUUUUCAAUGGCCACAUACAAUGUUAAUCUGCCUGAAGAUACUCCCACUAAUAGUUUUGUUACCGUGGUGACUGCCAAUGAUACUGAUUUUGGUGUUAACGGUUUGGUCAGAUAUGAACUAGUUCCGCUGACUAAUCCAAACUUUGAAAUACACGAGGGCACUGGGGUGAUAACCAGCAAGAGAAUGUUUGAUUAUGAAUUGGAACAAAGGACGUACACACUCACAAUAAGGGCACAGGAUCACAAUCCCUCUGUGGGGUCUCCAGGAUAUGCCAAUGUUGUUAUUAGGAUACUUGACGUCAAUGAUAAUUCACCAUUAUUCUCACCAAGUUCCUAUCAGGCCAGUAUGCCUGAGGAUGCUUCAUCAGAUGAUUUGAUUGUUAAAGUUAGAGCGACUGAUGCUGAUUCAACUAGUAAUUCCGAUAUAUCAUUUGAAAUUACUGACGUACAAACUGUUGGCUCUGUCACACCCACUGACGCUCAGGCUGAUAAUUUAACUGAUUUAUUCAGUGUUGAUCCAACUACUGGUGAUCUGUAUCUUUCUACUGAUCGUUCAUUUGAUUAUGAAAGUGUUCAGAUAUACAAUGUCUACAUUGCUGCUGUGGAUGAUGGGAGCCCACAGAUGAACAGUUCUACUGUGGUUACAGUCACCAUUACUGACAUCAAUGACAAUCCUCCAUUGUUGUCUCAUGAAGUGUACAAUCUAACACUAUCAGAAUCAACAGAGACUGGGACACUACAUAAUUUAUACAUAACAUACAGCGAUAUUGAUACCGGUAAUAAUGCAGCUGUAGACUAUGAGAUUGAAGGAACAAGUUCAUUUACCAUCAGUCCUUCCACUGGUGUAUUGACUCUUGAGUCUUCACUUGAUUUUGAAGAUGAACAGUCCUUAAAUUUCUCUCUCAUUAUAACUAAUAAAGCGACGCCCCUUUUGAGCGAUAGUGCCACAGUGCUAGUGUAUGUUACUGAUGCUAAUGAUAAUGAUCCUGUCUUCAUUAAUGGAGUGGGUGGAACUCUAACCUUAUCCAUACCUGAAGGAAACUAUACUCAUAAACAGCUCUUUGAUUUUGAUGCUACAGAUGCUGACAGUGGUUCCUAUGGUAACGUCAGUAUAUUGAUAACCAGUUCCAGUGCUCCUGGCACCUUCAGUAUUCCUGAUCCUUCUAACGGAGUGUUGUAUGUGACAGGACUUCUUGACAGGGAGGAAGAAGAUACUUACACACUAACUGUCACUGCUAGGGAUGGAGGGUCCCCUCCUCGGACUGAUGCUGUAGCCAUUACUGUUGAUAUUCUUGAUAUCAAUGAGCUCCCUCCAUUGUUCUCUGUUGGCUCUUAUUCAUACAACAUUAACGAGAACCUGUCCCCAAUGACUCUGCUGACAGUAUCAGCUAAUGAUGAUGAUGAAGGACCCAAUGGGACGGUGAGGUACUCUCUCAGUAAUGACACUUAUCUCAGUAUCAAUGAAGUCACUGGUGUAAUAUCAAGCACUGGUCCUUAUGAUUACGAGUUAGUUACUAAUUUCACUGUUAAUGUCACUGCUCGUGAUCUUGGUAAUCUGUCAUCAUACGUACCUCUGACUGUUACAAUUAAUGACAUCAAUGAUAAUUACCCAUCAUUCAAUGAGCCAUCAUAUGGUCCGUAUGAACUAUCAGAAGAUGCUUCCACUGGUCACAUUCUAGUGAGAGUUGAUGCCAAUGAUCCUGAUUCCGGUCCUAAUGGUGAUAUCAGCUAUGUACUGGAGAAUGGAGGAGGUCGUUUUAGCAUUGAUACUUCAACUGGUGAUAUCUCACUUAUAUCUAGUCUUGACAGAGAAUUUGAUGAUUUUUAUGCUCUAACUGUCAAGGCUUAUGAUCACGGAUUGAUUCGACUAACAUCAACCGUAUCUCUUAAUGUGUCAGUACUUGACAUUAACGAUAAUUCUCCUGAAUUCCUAGACACUGACAUUGCAAUUCAAAAUGUUAACGAAACAGCUCCUAACGGUACACUGAUCAUAACGCUAAGAUCAACUGAUCGUGAUCUUGAUUCAAACGGUACGGUGUCAUACAGCAUUACCUCUGGUAACAGUCUUGGUCUGUUUGGUAUCGACACUGUGGACAGCGGUAGUUCGUACGAGGGACGGCUGAGGGUCACUGGUACACUGGACUAUGAGACUCUGCCGCUGCUAUACAACCUAAAGGUAACUGCUAGUGAUAACGGACCCGCAGGGUAUCAAAGAUCAACCAGUACCAAUGUUGUUGUUAGUAUUAUCAACAUCAAUGACAACAAGCCUAACUUCACUCAACCUUCUUAUGUCUUCUCUGUAUCUGAGGUAUCUGGCCCUUCUACUUCAGUUGGUAUAGUGCAGGCUAAUGAUGGGGACAGUGGGGUAUUUGGAAUAAUUGCUUCAUAUUCAUUUUCUUCUGAUACACCAGCUGACAUCACUAGUAAUUUCACACUAUCCAGUUCUUCUGGUCUAAUCACAGUAGCUACUGGUGCUUCUCUUGAUUAUGAAAGACGCCAGGAUUAUAACUUUACUAUUAUUGCUACUGAUAAUGGUGGCCUGUCAUCAGACCCAGUGAAUGUAUCUAUUCUUAUUAUUAAUUAUAAUGACAACGAGCCAGUCUUUAAUCCAUCAUCUUACUCUGAGUCUAUUUAUGAGAAUAUCACCAAUGGAACUAAUGUCCUCACAGUUUAUGCUACUGAUCCAGAGGGAACUGAUGGCAUAUCAUACAGUAUAGUUGAUGGAUCAUUCAAUAAGUUCACCAUUAAUCCUAAUACUGGGGUUAUAUCCACCAUCAGCACACUGGACAGAGAGGAGACAUCAGCCUACGUACUGAGAGUACAGGCCACUGACACUGGAGGCAGUCCACUCUCCGGAUUCACCCAAGUUAGCAUUACUCUAUUGGACGUCAAUGACAAUCAUCCAUUGUUUGAUUCUUAUAAUUUGGAGUAUUCUUUACUGGAGACAUCAGAACUUGGCACUACACUCUCCAAUCCUGUUGCUACAGCAACUGACACUGAUACUGGUGAUAAUGGACUCAUUAGUUAUUUCCUUGCUGGUGAGGGUAUCCCCUCGGUCUUUAACAUUAACAUGACUACUGGAGUGAUAUCCCUGCAAUCAUCAUUGGAUCAUGAAUUGAAGGAGAACUACACCUUUACCCUGUACGCUAGGGACAAUGGCUCACCGAUGAGUCUCUAUUCUGAUAACGUAACCGUCAUUGUGAAGGUAUUGGAUUACAAUGACCACUCCCCCCAGCUGGAGUACACUAUUUAUAACAGAACAGCACCUGAGGAUUUCUCUAUUGGUGAUCUGAUCCUAAAUGUCACUGCUACUGACGCUGAUGAAGCUGGUCCCAAUUCUAACAUCACGUUUUAUAUAUCUGAAGUUGAAGGUGUAGCUUCCUCCGACUCUCCCUUUGCUAUGAACCCUUUCUCAGGGGAAAUAACCACAACAGCUGCUCUUGAUUAUGAGUCACGCACUGAAUAUACCAUCAUCAUAAGAGUACAGGAUAGUGGAGUACCAAUUGGAAUAACUACAGGGACAGUGCUACUAACCAUUACUGAUGUUAAUGAUAACUACCCUUCAUUCACAAUGUCUUCUUAUACUCACUCACUGCCUGAGGCCAAUGCGUCCAGCACAAUGAAGAUAUCAAUACUCACUGUAUCUGCCACUGAUGCUGAUGGUACUAGCCCCAACAACUUUGUAACAUACAAUAUCACAGCUGGUAAUAGUGACGACACUUUUGAGAUUAACGAUACCACGGGUGAGGUAUAUGCCGUUAAGAGUCUGGAUUAUGAAACCACUCAGUCGUACACCCUCACUAUAAUGGCAAAGGAUAAUCCUCUACUGGCCAACCAGACCAAUGUCAAUGAGACUACAGUUACUAUUAAUGUUAAUGAUGUCAAUGACAAUGCUCCUGUGUGGCAGUACACGGAGAAUAGGGUGGGGUCUUCUGACCUGUACUCGGGUGUGGUCUCUGAGAAUCGAUCCAUUGGCUAUCAAGUACUGAGAGUUUACGCUGUUGAUCUUGAUGAGUCAGCAUUAUAUGGGACAGUACGAUAUACCAUACUAACAUAUACUGAUGAUUUUGAGAUUAACGUUACAACCGGGUACGUGUACACUGCUCAAAUGCUGGACUUUGACACUUUUGACAUGUACAACCUCACAGUGGAGGCAGCUGAUGGGGGCACACCCCCUAGAACUAUAACAGCUGAUAUAUACAUUCAAGUAACUGAUGAGAAUGACAUCGUUCCGUAUUUUCUAUCAAAUUUCUACACUGAAACCAUUUCUGAAGGCACUUCUAUUGGCGAGCCUGUCAUUACCCUACUAGCCACUGACUCUGACUCACCUGAGCUGUUCUAUACCAUUACUGAUGGAAAUGAACUGGACUUCUUUAGAAUAAACUACACGACAGGAGUUGUGUAUGUGAAGAACAAACUAGACAGAGAGACAGCAGAGAAUAUAGACAUGAUCAUUAAUGUCACUGAUGGAUUCUUUAGUGAUACAACAAUGCUUCGUAUUGUCCUAACUGAUGUUAAUGACAACCCUCCAAUGUUCCAGAAGUCUCACUAUUACACUGACAUUAGAGAGAACAGUAAAUCUGGAUCAAUACAACUGUAUGAUUCUGAUCGUAACAGCACCGUAAUUGUAGCCAUUGAUCCAGAUCAAGAAGACACUGCCAACUCGAUAGUGAUAUUCAGUACUGCUGGGCCUUAUAAAGACUACCUGGCUAUUGAUACACAAUAUGGGGACAUUGCGUCACUCUCAGUUGCUGGUGGAGCUAAUUUUGAUUAUGAAUCAGAGAAAACAGUUGAUAUAACACUCGUGGCAUCAGACAGUGUCAACCCACCUCACAGGAUGUCCAGCAAUGUGACCAUUACUGUUAAUGUCCUUGAUGAUAAUGAUAUUAUACCAUCAUUCAAGCUAUCCUCAUACUCAGUCUCAAUAUUUGAGGAUAUACCAGUGGAUAGUGUACUCACUGGAGUUGAUAUUGAAGCUGAGGAUGAAGACACAGGCUUGGGAGGAGUGAUAACAUACUCUAUUGUAUCUUCAGAUCCUAUUCUCUCACAACGAGACUUCAGAAUCAACUCGACCAAUGGUGAUGUUACAGUGAUUGGUCCGUUAGAUCGUGAAUCGACUCCAACCAUUUCACUGACCAUUAGAGCCAGGGACAGCAUCACUCCUUUUCAUUAUUCUGAUGUCAUAUUUCAAGUGUCACUGGACGAUGUUAAUGAUAACAUUCCAACGUUCAACCAAUCAGUGUAUCAUGUAUCAGUUAAUGAAGACGAUGGAUCAGGAAUCAGUGUUCACAUCAUAUCACUGAAUGCAAGUGAUAUUGACGUCGCUAAUAAUGCUCACAUGAAUUUCACAAUUUUAACUCAUACUGAUCAGUUCAAAGUGAACCAGGAUGGUAAUGUAUCGACCAUUAAACCAUUAGACCAUGAGACUGAUCCGAUGAUAGAGUUUGUAGUUCAAGUGUGUGACCAUGGUAUACCCAUUAGGCUCUGCUCCAAUGCCACAGUAUCACUGACGGUACUGGAUAUUAAUGAUGGGGUACCUACCUUUGAUUACACUCUAUACAACACCAGUAUAUGCAAUGACACUCUGUCUGAUAGUGUGGUGCUUCAUGUUUUUGCUAUUGAUACUGAUUCUGGGUCCAAUGGUCAAGUCCAAUAUUCACUGAUCCCCGGGUCCCUUCCCUCUUAUUUAACAUUUUACAAUACAACUGGUCAGUUUAUCCUGGUCUCUGAGAUACCUCCAAGUGAAGUUGGAUCUGUUUAUCAUUUUGAUAUCUAUGCUAUGGACGAGGGACAGCCCCCUCUCUUCAGUAGUACAGCUGUUAGCAUCACCAUAUGCGACAGGGAGAGUGAGGUACUUCAUUUCAACCAGUCAUAUUAUUAUGGGGACCUGCUCGAGAAUAAGGAACCUCUCCCCGUUGCCAUGGUGAUGGCAUUAAGUCCCUUUGGUCCUGUUAGUUAUGAGAUUGCCCCUCCCACUAAUAUCACACUCCCUUUUAACAUAUCUGAUGAUGGUGUAGUCAGUUCUACAGGGUCAUUGGAUAAAGAGGGAAGGGAUCAGUAUACGUUGAUUAUAUUAGCUACUGAUGCAGCUAGUCCACCAAACACAGCCUUUACUACACUCACUGUCAUCGUUAGAGAUGAGAACGACCACCCCCCCAUGUUCCUACUGGCUCCAUACUUCUUUGAAAUAACUGAAGAAGAAACUGGAGUUGUGGAGAUUGGUAAGGCAUUGGCUAUAGACCCAGAUCAGCCGCUAGCUGAGAGUGGAGUGAGGUACUCACUGGACCCGACCAGUAACCCAAUGAAUACGUUCACUAUUGAUGCAACCAAUGGAUCAAUAUUUACUGUGAAACCUCUGGACAGGGAAACCAUUGACUCCAUUGAAUUAAGAAUAAUGGCAAGGGACCUAGACCUACAGGAUCAAAGGGUUGAAACAGCUAUUGCUUAUAUAACUGUACUGGACAUCAACGACAACAGACCAAGGUUUGAAUCAAGCAGUUAUAAUGUCUCAGUACCUGAAGACACACCCACUGGUAUUGUGAUAAGUCGAGUUAGAGCUAAUGACAGUGACGCUGGUGAAUUCAGUAGAAUCACUUACUCCAUUGACUCUGGAGCAGAAGGGAAAUUCACCAUUGAUCCUAAUUUUGGAAGAGUGAUAGUUGCUAGUGGUCUUGACUAUGAAGAGGAAAAGUUUUACAAUUUAACAGUUCGAGCAACUGAUGGAGGUGGCCUGUCUUCAACGGCAUAUCUUGAAGUCCAUAUAACUGACAUUAAUGACUGCACUCCACAGUUUGAUCGGAAUAUUUAUUCAAUUAAUGAUAUUUUAGAAAGUGCUUCACCAGGGUUGGUUAUUGUUGAUAUCAAUACAACUGAUUGUGAUGAUGGGGCCAACAAAAUUGUAACAUAUUCUAUUACUGGAGGUGACUCAUCUGUCUUCCACCUCAACUCCAGCACCGGCGUUAUAACGCUGACCGGAUCUCUUGACUAUGAGAAGAAGGACAGUUAUCAGUUUGAGGUUAAAGCAAUGGACAGUGGGUCACCCGAACCACUAGCUAAUUUUACACAAGUGUUCAUCAGUAUAAGUGAUGUCAAUGAUGAAUCUCCAGUUUUUUCAGGAGACCCCUAUCAAGAAAUUGUAUCUGAAGACAUUUCAACUGGUUUUAUUAUACUUACUGCAAUGGCAGAAGAUGCUGACAGAUCAACGGAUAACAACAGGAUCACUUAUGAGACAGUCACAGGCAAUGAGGAUGGUAAAUUUCUGUUAAACGCUGACUCUGGAGAAUUAUCAGUAUUAAAUUCUCUAGACAGAGAAGAUGAAGACAGAUACGACAUAUUGAUAAGAGCCUUUGACAAUGGCUCACCUACUAGAACUGAUUAUGCUAACAUCACAAUCAUAGUCACUGAUGUUAACGAUAAUAAACCAGAGUUUAUUGGAUUGGACACAUCAAUAAGCAUAAGAGAAAACUCCAGUAACACGACUGAUAUCAUUUAUGAAGUGUAUGCUGAGGAUCCUGAUACUGUUGGGAGAUUGAUGUACUCUCUGUCCACUUUCACUAACAUAUUCUUCAUUGGAGCUACCACUGGUGUCAUCACCAGGUCUGGUAUCAUCGACUAUGAACUGGUCAAGAGUUUUGAAUUACCAAUACAAGUUACUGAUGGGAUCCACACUAUUCAGGAGACACUGUUGAUUAAUAUUCAAGAUAUUAAUGACAAUUAUCCUUUAUUCACACAAUCUGAGUAUUUUGCUGAUCAUCCUGAGGCCAGUCCUUCUGGUACCUCCAUACUUCAGGUCACUGCAUUUGAUGAUGAUGACUCUUAUAGCAACAAAGCCAUCACCUACUAUAUAACCAAUUGUACCAACUGUGCCUUUGAAAUAAAUUCAACUACUGGAGAAAUCACCAACAACCGACCACUGGACAGAGAACAAGGCUCCUAUUAUUACAUAACUGUUCUUGCAGUCAAUGAUGAUUCAAACUUACCACUAAGCACUAGCGCUGGUGUUAAUAUCAAUAUCAUUGAUAUUAAUGAUCACGCUCCUCAGUUCAACGAAUCAAGAUAUGAAUCAAGUAUCAGUGAACUGAUUCCUGAUGGCAGCUACUUAUUGACUGUAUCAGCUACUGAUGAUGAUCAGCCUGAUACUCCUAACUCUGAGAUACGAUACACCAUUGCCAGUACAAUAUCCAACAAUCCUUUCAGUUUGAAUGAAGAGACUGGAGUACUGCUGGUUGCUGGUAGCUUUGACAGAGAAACAAUAUCUCACUAUAAUUUUACAGUUGAAGCUGCUGAUAGAGGUAGUCCUGUGUCAUUGUCCAGUUCAGCUGCCGUCAUUAUAAACCUCAUUGAUGAAAAUGAUCAGCCUCCACAAUUCACUGAAAGGACUAACACUGUUAGUGUAAGAGAAGACGUCAGCAGUUUCCCAUACAACCUCUGGCAGUUGAGAUACACUGACAGUGACAGUGAUACCAUCAACAGAGACUCCACCUACCACCUGAUAUCAUUGAUGAAUGGAUCCACUCCUAUUGAUUAUCCGCUAAUACAGGUUAAUGCUAGCAGUGGUAUGGUCAUGUUGAUGGGGCCUCUCGACUAUGAAGUCACUAAAACUAUAACAGCAGUUCUAUCAAUUAAUAAUACUAAAGAAGGGGUGGGGUCACCCUGUGGCAGUGACGGAAUUAAUAGCAUUUGUCCAUUAUCUGAUACUGCUGUCCUUACUCUUAACGUUAACGAUUAUAACGAUAAUCCACCUGUCCUUAGACAAUCCAGCUACUCAAGCCAGGUCAGUACUACAGCUAGAACAGGUACACAGAUUGUACAGAUAAUAGCUACUGAUGCUGACACUCAAAAUGACUACGGGACAGUAAAGUACAGUCUCCUAGCUGGAAGCAGCCUCAAGUUUCAGAUUAAUGAAGUUACUGGUUGGAUAACAACACGUGGUACUUUCACUAACAAUGAUGGGGAAACCUUUAACAUUUUUGUAAGAGCAUAUGAUAAUUCUGGGAGAGAUCCUUCCUUCAGUGUCACUGCUACUGUGAGGGUGUUGGCCAUCAGUGACUUUAAGAGAGUUUUAUUAUUAUUGAAUAUACCAGCUGACACUGUCACUAUAGACAAAGAACAGUUCAUAGCAAAUACCCUGGCUAAUCUCACCGGUUACAAUAUAGUAGUUGAGGAAGUUCGUGGACAUAUUUUAGGAGAUUCUGGAGAAAUAGAUUCUUCAAAAACUGAUUUCAUAUUCCAUGCUGUUGAUCGCUCAACUGGUGAAAUUGUUGACUUUGACGUGUUCAUAGCAAACCUUAAUGUUGAUGAAUUCUUUAGACUCAUAGAGGCCUGUGAACCUGUAUCUAUAACUUCCCUGCAGGUUCAAACUGAUAAUGAGCCAGUGGAGACCAUAAUGAUAUUCCUAAUGGUCCUCUGCUUCAUACUCAUCAUUGGAGCAUUGGUGACACUAGUGCUGGCCUGUCAACAAAGAUAUAUAGCUUUACGUGCAUUAAUGAAGAAUCAGGUACUUGAUGCCUUUUAUGGUAAUCCUGACCCCUCCCUUUUGGAGGGCGGGGUCAUGCCACGAGACUUCUCUGGAGAAUCCUUUGAAAUGAAAGGGAGGAUCACUAAGAAUACCCUCUACACUGAUCCUUACUUUCAAAUGAACCCACUGGAGACAAGCGGAGCCGCUUCUUCAGUUGGUGAUGCGUCCAGUAUGGCACAGGACAAUCCCUUAUAUGGUGAAUAUGCUGAUGAAGAAUUAAGAGUUGAUUUAUUCCAACCUCCUUCCGAUGAUGAAACUGAAGGUGAUAUUGAUGAGGGUCGGUUGCUUCAUGCUGCCAUUCAUGAGGAGGAAGAUGAUGAUGAUGAUGAUUCCGCCACUCUUAUUUAAUUAACUUGUUAUCACAUGACUGUCACAUGUAGACAUGCAUUAUUAGUUUAUAUGAACACACACAUUAAUAGUAUUAUAUAAUCUUUUGUCUUAUUUUUAUUUUUGUCCUUAUUGUUAUUAUUAGUUAUUUGCUAUCCUUUAAAUUAAUCUAUAAUGUAUAAUACUUUUCUUCCUUUUCAAUUUUGGUAUACUAUAGUA
Molecule: messenger RNA, 13142 nt
Organism: Amphimedon queenslandica
Lineage: Eukaryota; Metazoa; Porifera; Demospongiae; Haplosclerida; Niphatidae
Product: protocadherin Fat 4-like
Exons: 74
Coding region: 276-12944 (4222 amino acids)
Biological process (GO): homophilic cell-cell adhesion
Cellular component (GO): plasma membrane
Molecular function (GO): calcium ion binding
Source: RefSeq, a predicted model, not a curated record